UAUCGUUAGAAAUGUCAGUAUAUGAAGAUUACCAAAUAUUCUGCUUCUCAGCAAGAGCUUUAAUUUCCGGUACAAGUGAUUUGCAUCACCUAAAGCUCUGUAAAAUGAAGACUGUGUUUUGAAACUGGAAUUCCAGCUUUCUUUUUGAUAUCUUUGACCACAAGAGCUCUUUGAAGUUGAUUUCUACAGAAAACUGUGCAGCAUUUUUAGGAAAUAGAAAGUAAAUCUAGAUCCCACACCACAUAGUGCAAUUACACAUUUUUGGAAUUUCCAGUGUGUUAAAAUCGUCACAUGAUCUACUGAAGUUUUAAGGUGGAGAUCCGUUGUGCAGCAGCAUAACUGAGCUGUGAAGGGGAAGUCUUUUACAGAACUCCACAACGUAAGAGGAAAAAUGGACGGCAGCAGUUUUACAGAAGGAGAAGUUUAUCAAGAAUUCUUCAACUCCAGAGUCUACUUAGAAACGUACUAUUCUUCUGCAGUGGGAUGCCCUGAAGAAGGAAAUCAUUUGUGUUUUGAACUGACAAAUUUAUUUAAUAUAUUUUCUUCAGGUUCCGUCAAAGGUCAGAAACUGAUUGAUAUUGGAACAGGCCCUUGCCUUCACCAGCUUCUGGUGGCCUGUGAAUGGUUUGAGGAAAUUAUUGUCACUGAUUAUACUGACAGUAACCAUCUUGAAAUUGAAAAAUGGAUAAGAAAUGACCCAGAUUGCUUUGACUGGAGUGCAAUUGGAAAAUUUAUUUGUGAAAUUGAAGGAAACAGAGUGUCAUGGACUGAGAAAAAGGAAAAGCUGAGACAACGAGUCAAGCGAGUUUUGAAAUGCGAUGUCACUUCUAGCAACCCGCUACACCCUGUUUGUGUUGAACCAGUUGAUUGCCUAAUGACAUCACUGUGCUUGGAGGCAGCUUGCAAAGACCAAGAGACAUAUCGCAAUGCUGUAAAAAACAUAAGUACGCUAUUGAAGCCAGGGGGAAGUCUCAUAAUGACUGCAGUGCUGAAUGAAACUUUCUAUAUGGUUGACAGUCGAAAAUUUUCAUGUCUUUACUUUGACAAGGAAUUUCUAACUAAAGUACUGAAUGAGAAUAACUAUAUUAUACGGAAAGUAGAUAUCAUGCCUGGCCCUGACAGGGCUACGAAUACUCAUUCUGAUUUUGAAAGUCUUCUUUUUCUUGUUGCACAAAAACAAUUCUGAAGAUGGUAAUUACAUUAAUAGUAUAAGAUAAUGUUUAGCCUUGUAAUUAUCUUAUCAGUUGUAUAUGGUAGAGUAAAAUAUUAUUCAAAGUCUCUAUCUCAUUUUAAUGUACUGUAAAUAAUGCCAUAAAGUCUGCUAGAAGA
Protopterus annectens (West African lungfish) is the source of this 1329-nucleotide messenger RNA. RefSeq names its product nicotinamide N-methyltransferase-like. The coding region runs from base 392 to 1186 and encodes 264 amino acids. NCBI's taxonomy places the organism in Eukaryota, Metazoa, Chordata, Ceratodontiformes, Protopteridae. The record is from RefSeq and is a predicted model, not a curated record. Gene Ontology annotation, molecular function: N-methyltransferase activity. Gene Ontology annotation, cellular component: cytosol. The transcript has 3 exons.